Messenger RNA from Neurospora tetrasperma FGSC 2508, 1563 nucleotides. RefSeq lists its product as uncharacterized. Gene Ontology annotation, molecular function: carbohydrate:proton symporter activity. Lineage: Eukaryota; Fungi; Ascomycota; Sordariomycetes; Sordariales; Sordariaceae. Gene Ontology annotation, cellular component: membrane. The record is from RefSeq and is a predicted model, not a curated record. The coding region runs from base 1 to 1563 and encodes 520 amino acids. Gene Ontology annotation, biological process: transmembrane transport; carbohydrate transport. The transcript is spliced from 5 exons.
AUGAACGGAAUCAAGGACCUGGGCCUGGGCUUCUCCAAAGCCUCGACGCGCUUGCAUUUCUUUAGUCUGUUGCUUGCUCUUGGCUCAUUUGUCUGGGGAUACAACGUUGGCGUUCUCGCCUCGGUCCUCGCCCAUCCAGGCUUCCGCGAGACCAUCCCUGACUAUGGUCCGUAUAGGCGCGGCCUCAUCACAGCCAUCUACUACCUUGGCACAUGGCUGAGUUACGUCUUCUUCUCCCGUCCCGCGACGGAUCUGCUCGGCCGUCGCUAUGCUGCCAUGGUGGGCAUGUCCGUGUUAUGCGUAGGCCAGGCACUUCAGGCUGCUGCGUCUGGGUCGGUGGCUCUUAGUAUGGUGAUAUCUGGACGGGUUGUUUCUGGCUUGGGCACCGGUAUUGUCUCGACGAGUGUGCCAUUGUAUCAAAGUGAAAUUGCCCCGGCCCAACAGCGAGGCAGACUUGUUGUUUUGAACCAUGUCGGGUUUGUCGCUGGACUUGCCUCUGGCUUCUGGGUCGGCUACGCCAUAACCUUCUGGAACGACUCACACGGCUACCUCAGCGGAUGGCGCCUGUCCGUCUCCCUCUCCUUCAUCCCCGCCCUCUUCUUCUUCGUCGGCCUCCCCUUCCUGUACGAGUCUCCGCGGUGGCUCGUCGAGCACGGCCGCCCUGACGAAGCCCUCAAAGCCCUGCAGUUCUACCGCGAAGGAUCCUUCACCCCUUCGCAAAUCCAGAGCGAACUGACAGACAUCAAGCGCAAUGUGUCCGCCUACCAGGCCACUGGCCUAAAGAAAUGGACCUCCCUUUUCACCAACCCCAGCUUGUUCUCGCGCCUGUGGCGAGCUGCACUGCUCCAUUUCAUGGCGCAGAUGUGCGGCGCUACGGCCAUGAAGUAUUAUCUGCCGGAACUGUUUAGGGUGCUGGGACUGAGCCCGCGCGUGUCGCUGCUGGCGGGCGGGAUCGAGAGCACCCUGAAGAUUGGGUGUACGGUGUUGGAGAUGUUUGUUAUUGAUAAGGUGGGGAGGAGGGUGACACUGGCUGUUGGGGCGGGGAUUAUGGCUUUUGCAUUGUUGAUCAACGGCGCCCUCCCCCUCGCUUACCCCAACAACACCAACCGCGCCUCAGACUACACCUGCGUCGUCUUCAUCUUCAUCUACUCGCUUGGCUACAGCAUGGGUUUCGGCCCGGCGGCUUGGGUCUACGGGUCUGAGAUCUUCCCCACUGCCGCUCGCGCGCGUGGGUUGAGCUUCGCUGCUUCUGGUGGCGCGGUCGGGUCAAUUAUUGUUUCCCAACUGUGGCCUAUCGGGAUUGCAGAGCUUGGCUCGAAGAUUUACUUCUUCUUCAUGGCGGUGAAUUUGGCUUGCGUACCGAUUAUCUUCUUGCUCUAUCCUGAAACCAAGGGACGUCCGCUGGAGGAUAUGGAGGUGCUGUUUGGCGGGUAUGAGGGUGGAACUCUGUCAACUACGUCUUUGCUUUUGGCUGAUGACAGGGAAGAUGGGAACGGGGAGGAUGAGGAGAAUGAAAUACUGGGUAGGCCGUUGCUUGGUGAUGGAAGGGGCAUGGCAAGGUAG